This is a messenger RNA of Juglans regia (Persian walnut), 994 nucleotides long. RefSeq names its product universal stress protein A-like protein. Lineage: Eukaryota; Viridiplantae; Streptophyta; Magnoliopsida; Fagales; Juglandaceae. The transcript is spliced from 4 exons. Bases 167 to 676 code for a protein of 169 amino acids. The record is from RefSeq and is a predicted model, not a curated record.
GUUUAGUUUAUAUAAUCUCAUGCAGCAGUUAUCAUAAAAUAACACAAAAGUAUACACAACCACUUCAACAAAACAGAGGAUUGUGUCUCUAGUUUUGCGUUAUCGGUGACAUAGAUAUUUUGGUUUCUGCACCAUCUUUGUGUGUUUGUGACCUAAACCUAAGUUCAUGGCUGAGAUAGUGAGAGGAGGAGUAGUAGAGAAGAAGGUGAUGCUGGCUAUUGAUGAGAGCGAGUACAGCCACUAUGCUCUCGUUUGGGCACUCGAUAAUCUCAAAGAAUCGUUAACGAACUCGCCGCUUGUGAUCUUCAUGGCUCAACCUCCGACCAAAAGUACUUACACCUUCGCCGCGUCUCUCGGUUCUGCUCGCUUGUACUGCCCUGUUUCAGCCACUCCAGACUUUGUUACCUCUGUCAAAGAAAAACAAAAGAAGCUUACCUUGGCUCUUCUGGAGAAAGCCAAGGAGAUAUGCGCUAGUCGUGGGGUAAAUGCAGAGACAGUUACGGAGGUAGGGCAUCCUACUACAGCCAUAUGUGAUGCAGUUGAAAAGCUCAACAUCAAAUUACUUAUUUUGGGUGAGCAUGUCCUUGGAAAAAUUGAAAGGGCUUUUCUAGGGAGUGUGAGCAGCUACUGUGUUCAGAAUGCAAAGUGCCCUGUCCUUGUUGUGAAGAAACCUUAGCAGCAAAGUCUCUACACUUAUCCAACUAUAAGUUAUUUUGUGAUACAGUUUGUUGCAAUGCUAGUUGAUACGAUUUUAAAGUAAAUCAACUACAGAAUUGAAGAUUUUCUCGCGUGUGGAUAUUGAUUCUAAUGUUUUGUAAACACAUUGAAUGAUGACAAUGAAAGGUGAUGUAAUUAAAAUGUUAGAUCCUCCUGUGGAACACUAGAUAGUGUAACUUGUUAGUAUCUGCUUAGAAUUUCCUGUGGAAAAGCUGUAGCUUCACUGUGAAAAGAGUGCUAGAAUACCAGAAGAAUUAUAUUUUAUACAUUCGAAAGC